UUCUGCUCGAUUGUAGACCGAUCAGUACUCAUCUGACUCGCCCAAAUCUGUUACAUUAGAGGCAUCAUGACACGGUUUCGUAGUGUUUUCAGUUUAAUUCUUCCUAUCUUAACCAUUCUAUUUCAAAUUUCACUUUCAUGCGCUGAUAAUGCGGUACCUGUAGUAAUGUGGGGUGAUCAACUCAAAUUGGAUUCCGAAACAAAAUCUGUAAAUCCUUUUUUAAAGACUACUCGCAAAGAAUUUGAGUCUUUUCUCCGUAAAAAGUUAGAAAGUUUACCUCCUGUUCUCGUUUGCGUGAAAGAUAAUCUGUGUAUCGAGGAUUUAGUAAAGCACAAACAGCACCUUCAUUCGAUCACGACUGAUGAUUCGAUGUAUUAUUUCCCUGCAGUUGAAACAGCAGUAAAUGUUAUUGAAGAUCUACCUUCUUAUAACACAACUUAUGCAGAUUAUACAGAUUCGUUAUCCGAAGGGCAAUUGUCAAUUAUGGCAAUCAGCAAUUUAGAUAUUAUCCCAGAGUCGUAUAAGACAAUAAAAGAGUCCAGCCCUAAUGCAAUAGUUAUUCUCACAGGAAGAUCGUGUAAUUACAGACAUUCUGAACGUAUGAAAAGAAAUGCCCCCGAGGACAAUAAUUCUACUUUUACUGUUCAGACAGACAGAGUAAUGUUGUAUUCUAGUCAACGUUUAGCACUGAAGAUUCCAGAAGAAACGGAUGUCAUAUUGCUUCCACUAAGGAGUACACCCACAGAGGAAGAACAUGCAAAAGAAUUGAUAUUAAACUUGCAGUUUAAUGAAAAAGAUUCUCCUAUAUUUAAGCAUAAGCUUUCCUUCAAAUUUGAAAAUAAGUCUACAGGAUACUAUACCCUAAAAACUGUUAAUUAUGAAUAUUUCAUUGAGAAAACCACCAAUAACCAGAACUUAACAACAAACACAGAUAUUGUUUUUCCUAAUAAGUUUUCUUAUCAUUGUUCGAAAAAUAUUACUUUCCAAAUGAAUGGUACCUACGUCUUGAGUAUUGCAGAUUUACAAGUACAAGUGUUCUCAAACAAAGAUCCCAAAAGAAAACCAGUAUUUAGCUAUGCGUAUGAUUGUGUUGGUUUCACUACAAUUCCAAUUUGGACAGGAAUAUUUGUUACUGCUAUAUUAGCUUCGAUUCUGAUGUGGGGUCUUGCUAUGAUUAUAGACAUUCGUACUAUGGAUAGAUUUGAUGAUCCUAAAGGAAAAACAAUCACUGUUUCAGCUCUGGAAUAACACAAUAACGUGAAACUAGUAAAACAAACGUUCUUAUGUAAAUACUAUAUGUCAUAAGUAGUAAUGACCCAAUAAAUUACUAGAUUGUCAGGUCCAUACUGAUGUUUCAUACACGUAUAUAAUAAUCAGUGAGAGCCAUUGAUAACUUGUUCUCAAAAUAUAGAUUUUUUUUUAAGUCCA
Messenger RNA from Dufourea novaeangliae, 1428 nucleotides. RefSeq lists its product as uncharacterized. Bases 67 to 1248 code for a protein of 393 amino acids. The record is from RefSeq and is a predicted model, not a curated record. Gene Ontology annotation, cellular component: proton-transporting V-type ATPase complex. The transcript is spliced from 3 exons. Lineage: Eukaryota; Metazoa; Arthropoda; Insecta; Hymenoptera; Halictidae.